Molecule: messenger RNA, 1686 nt
Organism: Eimeria necatrix
Lineage: Eukaryota; Apicomplexa; Conoidasida; Eucoccidiorida; Eimeriidae
Exons: 6
Coding region: 1-1686 (561 amino acids)
Molecular function (GO): transcription coactivator activity; acyltransferase activity, transferring groups other than amino-acyl groups
Source: RefSeq, a predicted model, not a curated record
AUGCAGCAGCAGCAGCAGCAGCAGCAGCAGCAGCAGCUGGAAGAGCUGCCGCCGGCGCAGCAAGGCGAAGGCGCUUCUUCAAAUUCUCCAGCAGCAGCAGCUGCUGCAGCAGCAGCAGCACCAACUCCAGCUGCUGCUGCUGCCGCAAGCAGCAGCAGCAGCCACAGCGAGAGCAGCAGCAGCAGCAGCAGCAGCAGCAGCAGCAGCAGCCUGGUUGCUGCAUCUGUGCUGCAGCCGGCGGCUGCCUUCCGGCCUUCUCCUGCUUACCCGCUGCUGCCGCCCUUAAGUGCUGCUGCUUUUGCUGCUGCUGCUGCUCUUUCGGGCACUUGGGAAGCAGCAAGUGAAAGGCCUUCGCUGUUGGAGCUGCUGCUGCUGCUGCUGCAGCAGCUCAGCACUGACAGCAGCAGCGCCCUGUACAGACACCUCGUCGAAAACGGACUCAUAACUCCCCAGCAGCAGCAGCAGCAGCAGCGGGGAGGACAGCAGCAGCAGCAGCAGGAACAGCAGCAGCAGCAGCAGCAGGAACAGCAGCAGCAGCAGCAGGAACAGCAGCAGCGGCAGCAGCAGCAGCAGCAGCAGCUGCAGCAGGUGCUGGAGCAGAUGGCACUUGCUGCUGCUGCUGCUUUCGAGGUCAUUGACUUGAAGCCACCAGCAGCAGCAGCAGCAGCAACGGAAGCUGCAGCAGCAGCAGGUGCAGCAGCAGCUAGCGCAGCAGCAGCUGCUGCUGCAGUGGGAUCAAAGAAAAGCAGCCACCAGCAGCGGCAGCAGCAGCAGCAGGAAGCUGCAGCAGCAGCAGAAAGCGCAGGGGACGUUCGUUUUGGAAGGGUCCAUCCAGUCAGCAGCAGCAGCAGCAGCAGCAGCAGCAGCAGCAGCAGCAGCAGCAGCAGCAGCAGCAGCAGCAGCAGCUUGUGCAGCAGAGCAGCAGCACCUGGCUUUCCGCCUUUUCGCCCUUAUGCUGAGGUGUACAGACAGUGGCUGUUUUUCCAGCAGCAGCUCUACCCUGCAGGUUUUUCUUUGUGCAUAUACAUGGGGCGUUCGUUUGUGUUUUACUUGCUGCUGCUGCAGCUGCCGCUGCUGCUGCAGCAGCUAAGAGCAGCAGCAGCAAAUCGUUUUGCGGAAAUAGCGUUUUUGGCAGUUGCUGCUGCUGAACAAGUGAAGGGCUACGGGACGCGACUGAUGAGUCACUUGAAGGAACUCGUCAAGAAAAGCGGCAUCGAGUACUUCCUCACCUACGCAGGGCAGUGGUACAUAAAGGACUACGACGGGGGGACUUUGAUGGAGUGUCGGUUGAGUUCAAAAAUAAAUUAUUUGACUUUUUCGGAUUUGCUAAAAAGACAAAAAAGAAAUACAGAACUUUGCAUUUCCCAAGUCCACAAUCCCAAAUUCAUGCGCGGACUCAACCUCUGGAAGGUUAGCAGCAGCAGCAGCAGCAGCAGCAGCAGCAGCAGCAGCAGCAGCAGCAGCAGCAGUAGCAGCAGCAGUAGCAGCAGCAGUAGCAGCAGCAGCAGCAGCAUUAGCAGCAGCAGCAGUGCAUUUGCAGUUGCUGCAGCAGCAGUACAGUUGCAAUUGCAGCAGCAGCAGCAGCAACAACAACAACAGGAUCAGCAGCAGCAUCAGCAGCAGCAGCAGCAGCAGCAGCAGCAGCAUCAGCAGGAGCAGCAGCAGCAGCAGCAGCAGCAGCAUUAG